Prorocentrum cordatum is the source of this 495-nucleotide messenger RNA. NCBI's taxonomy places the organism in Eukaryota, Dinophyceae, Prorocentrales, Prorocentraceae. The record is from the annotation of a GenBank genome assembly.
AUGCCCCGCCGCUCUGUGCGGGCCGCGUUGCUGCCAGCGGCUUCCGCCCUGGCGGCCGCCCUGCUGUGGCCCUCGGGCGGCGGCCGCGCGCGGGCCCCGCACGGCCGCGGGUGCUUCGCCGCGCGAGCCGACCCGCCCCCCCAGGCGCUCGCCAGCCUUGAUGACUCGACGGGCUUCAGGGGCAUCCGCACCGUCAGCCCGGAGUGGGACAAGCCCGGCCGCCGCGGCUCGUGGGAACCGCCGCAGGGUGAGGAGUUCUCCCUGGAGCAUGUCCCCGCAUCGGAGCGGGACGCGGUCGAGAUGAUCGACGGCGCCGGCCCGCUCGCCGCCUGGCCGACGGUGUCGCAGGCGUUGUCCGCCCUGCCUCGGAGGCCGUCCGCCGCGGCGUUCGACAGGGCCAUGGAUGCCGCGCUGCAAAGCGGGAGGCCAGAGCAGGGCGUCAAGAUCUAUAAUAAGAUGGCCGACCUGGGCGUGGAAAAGAGCGCCAUCAGCUAG